AUGUUAGAUAUUUUUGUUGUUAAAAAUAAAGAUCUUUCUCCUUUAUACUUACAAGAUGAUGACUGGCUAGUAGUUAAUAAUAUGAUUAAGUUACUUAAACCAAUUUUUAUAGCAACUAAAAUCUUAUCAACCUCAACAUAUUCUACUAUAAGUGAUUGUAUGAUAGCAGAAUCAAUUAACUUUAAACUUCAAGAAUAUUGGAAAUACAUCAAUGAUUCAACAACAAUUGAAUUAUAUAAGAACAAUACUGAUACACAAUCUAUUAAUAAUUUACAGACAAGAAAAAAUAAGCAAACAUAUUUUGAAUCUUUAAUUUCAGAGCAAGAUUCUGUACAAGUACCUGUUGAGGAUGAAAUUGUUCAAUAUCUUGCUUUACCAGUUGAUUCUACUACAAAUCCAUUAGACUGGUGGCAUCAUUUUAGUGAAGAUUUUUCAACACUAGCAAGAAUGGCAUUAUGUUAUUUAAGCAUACAGGGCUCAAGUGUAUCUUCAGAACAGGCAUUUUCUGUAGCUGCAAAUAUGAUAACCAAAAUUCGAUAUAAUUUAAAACCAGAUACUGCAUAUGCUGCUAUAUGUCUUAAAAGCUGGAUUCAGCAA
Messenger RNA from Cetraspora pellucida, 597 nucleotides. NCBI's taxonomy places the organism in Eukaryota, Fungi, Glomeromycota, Glomeromycetes, Diversisporales, Gigasporaceae. The record is from the annotation of a GenBank genome assembly.